GCAUGGAGCUAGAAAUAGACGAAUGUUUCUUCUCAAUGGAGUUAAAUAUUAAUAGUCACUGAUCCAUGCUUCUACAGUAGUCUGCAGUCUAUUGUAUUCCGAUGCUGCUCCACUGAAAUAGAUAUUUCUUUAUUUUGAUAAAUCAAGCAUAUUCGCCUACAGUACCUUGGAAACCAGAUGAACAUUUGCUCCACUGAAUUUGACACUGUAUCCUGGGCCAGUCCUUCAACCGAAAUACCUGUAGCCACUGUGAGUAGCUUAUAACAGUACCCGACAGAACCAACCCAGCAUGGUAGAGCCCAUCACUAUAGAUUGUGGAGAAGAGAUAACACCUGAUGAUAUUCAUCGAUUAAAAAUUAAACAAACUGAUACACGUUACUCAGGCCUCAUUGAUGCUGCCAAUGCUCUGGUCUGCCGGACAGAUUCCUGGGUUCUUAAAGAUGCGCAAAUAGACAUCGUGUUUCCAUACAAGAUUUACAAGCUGCAUGCUGGUGGUAGAGCUAACAAGUAUGUCAUCUUUGAAAACGAAAAUGGAACAGUGGAAACAACUCGAAAGAAAUGUUCUUUCCUGCUAAAACUCAAGGAACUAGGAGAAAAUGCCAUUGACUGGAUUUCCAAACAUGUUCCCCUGGGACAAUUAUUUAUGCUGAUUUUUGGAACAGUGUUACGCAAGUCUAUUAAACAAUAAUAACAAUGUUUAGAAUGGUGUAAAAUUACAAUGUCUAUAGAAUAUUAAUGAAUUACAGGUCUCCUCCAAUUAAAGACCAUUUUGUGAGUGGGGAUUUCAUGGUUUAAAAAGAAAA
Anneissia japonica is the source of this 803-nucleotide messenger RNA. RefSeq lists its product as uncharacterized. Lineage: Eukaryota; Metazoa; Echinodermata; Crinoidea; Comatulida; Comatulidae. Bases 290 to 688 code for a protein of 132 amino acids. The record is from RefSeq and is a predicted model, not a curated record. The transcript is spliced from 3 exons.